Molecule: messenger RNA, 1175 nt
Organism: Macroventuria anomochaeta
Lineage: Eukaryota; Fungi; Ascomycota; Dothideomycetes; Pleosporales; Didymellaceae
Product: DNA-binding protein-like protein HGH1
Exons: 5
Coding region: 8-1156 (382 amino acids)
Source: RefSeq, a predicted model, not a curated record
UUUGAAAAUGCCCACCGAACUAGAAGAGCUCGUCGAAUUUCUCCACCACGGCAACACGCAGAUUCGACAAGCUGCCGCUGAGCACCUUGUCGGAUACUCGCAAGCUGAUGUCCCCCUCUUCAAGCGCAAUCAGCUAGAGCCUGUCAAGGACCUCAAGCUGCUAGUCAAGGACUAUGCGCCCAUCGCGAAGAACGCCCUCACGAUCCUCAUCAACAUCUCGGCAGACCUCGAAGUCUUGAAGGACAUCUCGAAGGACGAUGCGUUCCUCGAACUAUUGCUGUCACGGAUAACAAACAAGAAGGAGCCAAAUGCGAACGAGAUCGCCAUGCUCCUCGCCAAUAUGGCAAAGGACGACUCGCUCCAAAGAGUACUCGAGCUGAAGCGCGAUGUACCGAAGGAGCUCUCGACCUCGAAAUGGGCCAUGGACCAGCUGAUGGACUGCUUUGUCAAGGGCGCCGAGGGAGCGUACAACAAGAAUGCUGACUUCGACUACCUAUCGUACUUCUUCGCUGAUCUAGCCAAGUUCGAGAAAGGCCGCGAGUACCUCACGACGUCCCAAGAGCACGACAGCAACAUCAUCCCAAUCACCAAAAUCCAAGUCUUCACAGAUCACAAAUCGCACAUUCGCCGCCUCGGUGUAGCAUCCACAAUCAAGAACGCAGCCUUCCGCGUUCCAGCGCAUCCAGUACUGUUGUCGAACCUACCAGAAGAUCCCACCCUGCCUGCGCCAGGCAUUGGCGCGAACCUGCUUCCGUAUAUUCUGUUGCCGUUGAUGGGACCAGAAGAGUACUCGGAUGAGGAUACGGAGGGUAUGUUGGAUGAGUUGCAGUUGCUUGAGCCGGACAAGGAGCGCGAGAGCGACAACGAGAUCAUUAAGAGUCAUUUGGAAACCCUUCUCCUUCUCACCACAACGUCCGAGGGGCGAGAAGUGCUGAGAAGAGUAAAAGUGUACCCCAUCGUUCGGGAAUGCCAUCUCCACAUUGAAAACGAGGAAGUUCGAGAAGCAUGCGAUCGUGUUGUCCAGAUUGUUAUGCGCAAAGAAGAGGGCGAGGAGGAGGAUGUGCCUGAUAUGAGUGCGGCGGGUGGGAGCGCGGGGAAAUUGGUGGAGUUGAAGGAUGACGAAAAUGAGGAGGACCAGCUUAUCGAAGUGUUGUAGAUGCUGAGUUGUGGAAAGU